Molecule: messenger RNA, 4040 nt
Organism: Colletotrichum destructivum
Lineage: Eukaryota; Fungi; Ascomycota; Sordariomycetes; Glomerellales; Glomerellaceae
Exons: 4
Coding region: 733-3504 (923 amino acids)
Source: RefSeq, a predicted model, not a curated record
CACUCUUUUUGGUAGGCAGUAACAGCGAUGGAAGGCUAUCAAGGGCUUGAUCGAGGCAUCGAUGGGUGCCUUGGUAAUAAGUAGAAGAUUAGAGAGCAAUGCGUCACAGUUUAUACGUACAACCUCUCUAACUCAAUCAGUUUUCCACCGAGUGUGCCAGUGCAUGGCCUUCUUGUUGGUGUUUGUGGUGUGGUGCAUUGUUGUGUCGUCGUCGGGUUGCAAGCCAAUGCCGUGAGGGGUGUUAUGUAAUCGGGCAUUUACAGCUAGUGCGCGCUCAGCCACGCAAACAUCGUGGCUGCGCCAAUUCUCCAGCCACACCCCGCCGGACCCACCAGCUAGCAACGGGAACAGAAGUUUGGAUGUAAACAAACGCGAUCGGGGAUGGUCAACACGAUUGGGGCUCUGCCGACCAUACCCUCCUCCGUCCUCGCAUUUAUCGACACCGACUGAUACGCUACACUCCCGCAUCCGACCAUUAGCUACCCUUCUUCUCUCUCGAUAUUUGCUUUCCGACCAUCGCUACUCGCCACCGAACCAACGCGGCUCUCGCUCGAUCUCUCACGCUCCGAUGCAUUUUACCCACGACUAAUAUUUGCUCCCUGCGAUCGACGCGUUCGUCCUGUGCAUAAUUGUUUGCGCAACCGCUUCGCGCUACCGAUCGCGAUCAGAUUCUUUCUCUGUCUACCCGAUACGUACACUUCAUAGCCAGCGCAACAGCUGAUACCGCCCGACAUGGCCGACAACCUGGCUUUCGAGGGCCUAGUUCCCAACGAAUACUUCACAUACGAGGGCCGUCUGGGCUCUUUCCAUCAGGUCUACCCUGCACCGAAGAGGCGCCAGUCUGGCGCUACCAAGGGCGGAUCCAAGAGCCUGGUCUGGCCGCACAUGAAAUAUCUCGCGCCGGAGGAGCUCGCGAAAGCAGGCUUCGUUUGGCGCCCGUUCCCCGAUAACCCCGACAACGUUGCAUGCUUCCUGUGCAACAAGUCUCUCGAUGGCUGGGAAGAAGGCGACAAGCCCCUUGAGGAACACCUGAAGCAUUCUCCUGACUGCGGCUGGGCCAUUGUCGCAGGCAUCGAGGUCAACCUUAACGAUUUGGCAUCGGAGGAUCCUGCCAGCACCCGCAUGAUCGCGGCCAGAAAGGCAACUUUUGAUGGGCGGUGGCCUCACGAAGGAAAGAGAGGGUGGAAGAAUAAGAUCAAACAGCUCGCCGAGGCAGGCUGGAAGUACACGCCUUCCCUCGAGUACAACGACAUGGCCACAUGCACCUACUGCGAGCUUGCCUUGGACGGCUGGGAACAGAAUGAUAAGCCUAUGGACGAGCACUUCAACCGAUCACCCAACUGCCCGUACUUCGCCUUGGUACAGCAACACGCCGCCACAAGAAAGACCAAGGGCAAGGGAGCUAGGGGCUCCAAGACAACGGCGAGGCUUUCUGUGCAAUCCGUAGCGACGGCAGCUUCCGACAUCACAUCAACUUCCGAUAUUGCUGCCGAGUACGAUGACAGCGUUCUGACGACAAGCUCCACCAUGGCCGGCAAGAAGGGUUCUCGCGCCAAGAAGGCCGCAACAACCACGAAGACCCGGAAGACCAAGGCCAAGAAAGACGAGCCUGUCGAAGUGAUUGAGGACGAAGCGAUGCCGGAUGAUGAGAUGCCACCUGCACCUCCUCCCAAGCCAACACGAGGACGCAAGCGGCCAAGUGAGGAGGUGGACGAGUCUGCACUCACAAUCUCGGAGGCGCCCGCUCCCAAGAAACGUACGGCCCGUGGUCGUGGCAAAGCGACGACCGACAACUCGACGCUCGAACAUUCGCAGCAAGACAUCAGCAUCGAGGAUGCACCACCUCCAGCGAAGGCGCCCAAGGGCCGUAAAACCGCUCGCGCUUCCGGGACCAAGGGAACGCGUAAAGCCUCGGCGACGUCACAGAGAUCAACAGCCUCGAUAGCGUCUCUUCGCGCCGCCCCCGGCGCUUUUCCUGGCGAUGAUGACGAUGACGAGAUCACCCGGCAGCUUGAGGCUGACCUUGAACGCCCACUGACGGACGAUGAGGAUAUCAUGCAAGAUUCCGAUUCCGAAAGGAAAAGGGAGCCCGCAUCGAAGGCCAAAAAGAAAAAGAGCCAAUCUGGCAAGGACGCCGCCAGCCCCGAACCCCAGGGAAACCACGAGAUGUUCGAUGCCGAGCCAUAUGUGGCAGACGAAAACGACGUUGAUGAAGACUUGAAGCGCCUUGAGGCGGAGAUGACCGUUAAUGAAUCCGAAUUGCUCGAGGUGCCCAAGAAGGGCCGGAAGGCCGCGGGAACCCGCAAGGUAUCAAAACAGACCAAAGCUCAGAAGGCCAAGGCGACUAAAACUGCCGUUAAGGAGGAUGAACUAGCCGCAACCUCCACCGAGCCUGCCAAGGUGGAGGAGCCUGUUGCCAUGGAGGUAGACGAGCUCAGCACCGCCACAGUUGUCACUAAGCCUGCCCGUAGUAGCACAGGCAAAAAGCGUGGUCGUCCCUCGAAGGCGUCUCUGGCCUCGCGUGCUUCCUUGGAAGAUGUUCCCGAGGUCGAAAAGGUGGAAGCCGUCGAACCUGACCAUGUUGCGACUGUGCCAGAACCCGAGAACGAGGUGGAAGCUGAACCCGAAUCUGAGGUUGAAACAGAGUCUGCGGAAACCUCGGCGCGCCAGUCGUUUGCUUCUGCGCAACAAACACAUGCGCCUGCUGAGCAGCAAGAUGAGCUGGCAGGUAGUCCUGGGGAGCUUGAGGAGCACGAUGCUCUCGAGGAUCCUGAGCUGCCUGAGGAGAUUGAAGAGCCUGAAGAAGUCGAAGAGAUUGAGGACGUCAAGGAUGUUGAGGAGGCCGACGAAGUCGAGGAGGAACCUGAAGAAGACUCUGAGCUGGAACUGGAGAACGGGGAUAACAAUGACCCCGAGCCAGAGUUGGAGGCACCUGAAUCCACACCGAGAAGCGCCCCGAAGGAGAGCUCACCGGCCCAUCCCUCGUCACCCGUGGUCGUCUCAUCUACUCGUCGCAGUCUUCGGCACCAACAGGGGACAACUCGCAUUUCUCCUGCCCAGUCCGCUCGACAAGCAGCAGUCUCGCCGUCGCCUUCGCCUCAGUCGUCGGAUGCUGAGAAUCAACCUCCUUCCUCGAGACCUUCCACCUCACAGAAACGCGUGACACAUGCGCCCACUUCGUCCACCCCAGCGCGGCCAAGCUCCCCGACCAAGCGGAAGGCUCUGGCCAGUCUCCAGAGCACAACGCCCUGGAACCCAGUCGACAUUGACCUCAUUUUCGGAUCCCCUGAAAAGGAUGACAAGAGGAACCCCGUUGACAGGCUGUUGCACAAAGGCUCAGAGCUGACCAGCCCGGAGAAACGGAUGACGGUGGAGGAGUGGAUUCAUCACAACGCGAACCAGGCGGAGGCGAAGCUGCGGCAGGAGUGCGAGACCAUGGUCAGCAAGUUUGAGAGCGAGGGAAGCAAAGCCAUGAACGUUUUGGAGGGCUUGAUUGUGGAAUAACAAAAUGUUUGCAUAGCGUAGUGUUGCUGGAGGAGCUCUCUUUCGGGUCUUUUUAUUUUAUUUUUAAUGAUUGGUACAAUGAUCAUGAUAGAACAACAAACGCACCAGUAUACACGUUGUCUGGGCGGGGGUCAAAGCCGCGAGGAGUUGGUUUACGGAGGGGUUGAACAAGAUCAACAAGUCAACCAGGAUAGGGGAGAGGGAAGAGGAGCCGGAUUGUCGAAUUCUUCUUCUGUGGAAUACUUUACAAAAUAGGAGACGGGGAAACGAAGAGGAGCUACUAAGUUCUUCUGACAGGCAAUGUCAUUAUUAUUACUCGGUGUGUUUCUUAAAAAUAAGGAGGGUGUUUUUUCUAAGUUCUAUGUUCAUUACAGAAAUCCCCUCGUGAAAAAAUAGCCUCGUUUCCGUCUAAUCAUUUUAAUCCAGUUGUGGUAUCGUUCCGGCAUGUAAAAAUCAUUGGUUGUUUUUUUCUCAUUCCUUCCUCACUUCUCCCACACUCCUUUCCACCUCGUUCUAUGUGUGCUUCAUGUCGCCAU